Molecule: messenger RNA, 1376 nt
Organism: Zerene cesonia (dogface butterfly)
Lineage: Eukaryota; Metazoa; Arthropoda; Insecta; Lepidoptera; Pieridae
Product: nuclear localization sequence-binding protein-like
Exons: 9
Coding region: 154-1236 (360 amino acids)
Molecular function (GO): RNA binding
Source: RefSeq, a predicted model, not a curated record
CGCCAAUUCUGAUUCAUCGAACAACACUAUAAUUUAAUGGCGGAUUCGCUUGUGAUGCCGGUUGUGUUAUUUUUGCAAUAAUUUCAGCGUACUUUUGUAAAAAGAUUUUAAAGUUUUGUGUAUUCAUAUAAUAUUUGAGGUAAAGUGUUGAAAAUGGUAGCGCCGAAGAGAGGCCGUGGUGCUGCUCAGAAAAAGGCAAAAGCGAAUGAAGAAGUAAGCCAACCGGAGCCGGAGCCCACGGAGGCGAUGGAGGCUACUGAAGAGAAUAACGGCGACACACAACCCGAGGCGCAGGAGGAAGCUCCAGCCGGCGAAGAGGCUGCGGAGCAGCCGGAAGGAGAGCAGGAAGCACAGAACACUGAAGAAGCCAAACAGGAAGAACCGAAAGAAGAAAAAGUGGAACCUGGUAAACUGCUCGUUGAAAAUCUCCCACCAAGUUACCUAUUUGAUUACCAAGAUAAACUGAAAGAACUCUUCUCAAAACAUGGAGAAAUCAACAGUGUAAAACGUGGUCCGAUCAUUGUAACUGAAUUGACCACAACUCCGACAUUAUCGGCUAUAGUCGAAUUCAAAAACAAAGAGUGUCUGGAAAAGGCGCUGACGGAAGACGGUACAGUAUUAGAGGGCAACGCGAUAUCCGUGGUGGUGGAGUCGUCGGCGGAGACCGCCGUGCUGGUGGGCGUGCCCUACGAGGCCUCCACGGACUACGUGAAGCUGCUGUUCGGACAGUGCGGCGAGAUCGCGCACAUACACGAGUUCAGCAAGACCAAGUUUAAGAUUUUGCGCGUAACCUUCCACGAGAAGGAGUCGGUGGAGAAGGCGCUGAAGCUGGACCGCGAGCUGCGCCUCAACGGCUUCCUCGUCACCGUCUCCAAGUACAGGGACGACGAUGAGCAGAAGGCGCACGCCAACAGCAAUAAGUCGAACAAGCGGCAGCACGGGCAGCAGGGCCGCAACAGCGCGGGCGCGGGCGGCGCGGGCGGCGCGGCGGGCGCCGGCGGGGCGGGCGCGGGCGGCGCGGGGGCGGCGGGCGCGGGCGCGGGGGGCGCCGCGCCGCCGCGCAACAACUCGUUCCGCCCGCGGGGCGCCGCGUUCAACGCGAGGGGCAACUUUAGAGGAGGCGCUCGCGGGCGCGGGUUCGCGGGGCGCGGCGGCGCGUUCCCGCGCGGCGGCUUCGCGCCCGUCAACACGUACCUGCCGCCGCAGGGCUUCAUGGGCCGCCCGAGCUACCUGUAGACAGAUCGACUAGCGCAGCAGGGCGCGUUCAUGAACGACGGCCAGCGGCCGAACAAGCGGCUCCGGCAAAUGUAACAUAGUGCAGUGUGAGGACUCGUGCGUCGAUGUUGUGUGUGUGUGUGAGACUGUAUCGGAUAAAU